AUGUCCCACCGCCGCAAGAAAUCCCUCCUAAUCGGGAUAAACUACACAGGCAGCGCCCACGAACUCCGCGGCUGCCACUCAGACGUCCAAAACAUGAGCGAAUUCCUCUCCUACAAAGGCUACACCUCGUCCCCGCGCGACCGCGUCACCCUAACCGACAGCCCAGACGUAGAUCCCUCGUCCCCCUACUACCCCACCGCCCACAACAUGCUCGCCGCCAUGGACUGGCUCGUCAGCGAGCCCGGAUGCACCUUGUUCCUGCACUACUCUGGCCACGGCGGCCAAGUCAAAGACGUAGAUUGCAACCGCAGCACGGGCCUUGACGACUCGCUCGUGCCUGUUGAUUUUGAGCAGAGCGGGCAGCUGAGUAGUACGUUGUUGCAUGAACAUCUUGUGACGCGCAUGGCGGAGGACUGUACACUCUUUAUUCUGCUUGAUUGCUGCCACUCUGGUUCCGCAGUCGAGUUACCAUACGUUUUUCGCACCGACGGCGAGGGCGGGAUUUCCCUGCUUGAUAAUCUAAAGGCUGGGGCCCGGCUGGUGGGCGAGGCGCAGACUAUUUUUCGAGAUGGGUUCUCUUAUAGCAAGAUUGGUGAGGCGAGGGAGUUGUUGGCUGGGGCGACUAGUUUCUUUAAUGGGCUUCGACAUGUUGGGGAGCAGGAGGAGGAGCAGGGGCUUGCGGGUGGUGAGUUUGCGGGUCAGUAUGGGAGUGAGAGGAAGAUGGUGACUAUGUUUUCGGGUUGUAGGGAUGACCAGACCAGCGCAGACGCGCAAAUCCAAGGCGAACCCACUGGCGCAAUGACCUGGGCUUUUUUGGAAGUCAUGAAGAGAAAUCAAAAUCCUUCAUAUGCUGAGACCCUAACCCUGACCCGCAACAUCCUCGACGACAGCAACUACUCCCAAAUCCCGCAGUUGAGUUGCGGGCUGGACAUUGAUUUAGAUCACAUGGCUUUGGUGCUAUGA
This is a messenger RNA of Plenodomus lingam JN3, 963 nucleotides long. RefSeq lists its product as uncharacterized. The record is from RefSeq and is a predicted model, not a curated record. NCBI's taxonomy places the organism in Eukaryota, Fungi, Ascomycota, Dothideomycetes, Pleosporales, Leptosphaeriaceae. Gene Ontology annotation, biological process: proteolysis. Gene Ontology annotation, molecular function: cysteine-type endopeptidase activity.